CCUUCAGGAAGAACGGGGUUCAAGGACCUGCGCUAGGGCCCCACCUGCAGGUGUCUGUCAAACCUUGUCAGCCUCAGAGGCUGGGGACACCCUGUCUCUCAGCUCGAGGUUCCUGAACUCAGACAUCUGGUCAGUCCAAAGUGGAUCGAGAGGACUUCAGCCAUGGCUUGGGGAGGGCACCGCACUGAGAGCCCCCGGAAGUUCUAACACUGACUUGUUGGCAUGUUACUUUUUCUUGCUUUUGGGACUGGAAUAGGCACCUACAGACAGGUUUCCAUGUUGAGACUGUGCAGUACCUUACUUGCUCAAUACAUACCUAUUUUUAAUUAGUAAGCAGGAAAAGUAUUGGCGUGAGGAGCUCCAACAGGCUCGCCUUACAGUGUAUCCCAGUACCCGCCCGUUAACACGCCAGACUUAACGCUUAUUCCUGAAGGUAAAGGCUCAGUGAAGGAACCUGUUGAAAAGCAACUUAUUUGAUCUCCCUGAACUCAGUUGGUCUUGGUUCUUCUGCUCCUGGAAGAACAGAAUCGGGUUGUGUGGAGUCUCUGCUAGUAAGGUGUGUUGUCUUCGUAAAUGGGGGCGAUGGUGUCCCCGACAGCCCUGUCCAGCAGGGGACAGUGGCCCAUGGACUGCUGAGUCCGGGAGAGAGGAACUAGGUUGGGCACCAGCCGGCCAGUUUGUCAGGAGGGCCAUGUGGAUGGUGGCACUUCCUUCUUCCCGGACAUCCGGGUCUCUCUCUCCUCCCUGCGUCCGGGGGUCGUUCGGUCGCAGCUCGGCGCAGCAUCUGGGUCCCGCCACGAGGCCUCGACACCAGCUUGCUGACAGCUCUGCUUGCUUUAGGGAGAUCCAGGACGAGGAGCUGCGGAGGUUCUGCUCCCGGGUCAGCUCGCUGCUGCAAAAGGAGGCCUGGGGGCCCGAUGCCGUCGACGCGCUGCGCAGGCUCUUCCUGAUCGUCUCGGCCACGAAGUAUGCCAGGAAGCUGGAGAAGACCUGUGUGGACCUGCUGCAGACCACCCUUUGCCGGCCCAUGUGCCCCGAGCCACUGCAGCUGCUCUGUGCUGCCAUCCUGAGAGAGAUGUCGCCCUGUGACAGCCUGAGCCUGUCCUGUGACCAUGUCCAGAGCACACGGCAGCUGAGCCUGGUGGCCUCUGUGCUCCUGGCCCAGGUAACAUGACUGCUGCCACCCAGGGUGACCACUCUGCCCUUGGUGGCCCUGGGGCCCCGGGAGAAGCAGCAGCCGGUGUGUGGCCCCAUGUGGGUGGGCUCAGCUCAGGUUCCCUGU
Messenger RNA from Miniopterus natalensis, 1282 nucleotides. Lineage: Eukaryota; Metazoa; Chordata; Mammalia; Chiroptera; Miniopteridae. The record is from RefSeq and is a predicted model, not a curated record.